Molecule: messenger RNA, 631 nt
Organism: Ceratitis capitata (Mediterranean fruit fly)
Lineage: Eukaryota; Metazoa; Arthropoda; Insecta; Diptera; Tephritidae
Product: Down syndrome cell adhesion molecule-like protein Dscam2
Exons: 4
Coding region: 212-631 (139 amino acids)
Source: RefSeq, a predicted model, not a curated record
UUCACUUUUCGGAAGUGAAUAACGCAAAGAAAACGGUUAAGAAAACAACAACGUUUGCUGUUAGUGAAGCAUUUGGAGGGAAUAAGCAAAGGAGUACGAAUAAAGUUAUUACACACUGUUACAGCUGGAUUUUCAUAUAAAUAUCACUUGUGGUUCCAUUUAACUAAUAAAUCGAGUCACCCAACAAAUUUAUAUCGCUACAUCUGUAGCGAUGGAUGAUAAGCCUGCGUUUGCGAAAGUUAGCAAAAGGCGGAAAAGUUUUUUUAAUUAUGCAAUGACGACCAAGCGAUGGCACAGAAUCGCUCCAGCUACAUCAGUUGGCAAUGAAACGGGCGAGGAUGUCGUACUGUUCUUUAAAGUGAUCUUUAUUGCCAUUACGUCCAGUACAGUUGCUUCCAACUACUUUGACACUCAAGGGUCUAAUCUCUCGCAUGAGUCACCAUCGCGUAUUGAAUUUGCCAAUAAUGCUGGCAGCGUUGUCGAUUUUUUGGCCUACGGGAAUCCGCCACCGAACGUCGAAUGGUUGGAUAAGGAUAAAAAUUCCAUCACCUCAAUAUCAAAGGUAAAUUUUCUUCCCGCUCAUAUUCAAAGAAAAGAAACAGUAAAUUUUGAAGCAGAUACACGACUAUAA